This is a messenger RNA of Anopheles nili, 2370 nucleotides long. RefSeq lists its product as uncharacterized. NCBI's taxonomy places the organism in Eukaryota, Metazoa, Arthropoda, Insecta, Diptera, Culicidae. The record is from RefSeq and is a predicted model, not a curated record. Gene Ontology annotation, biological process: regulation of sodium ion transport. The transcript is spliced from 6 exons. The coding region runs from base 1 to 2349 and encodes 782 amino acids.
AUGGGAUCGUGCACGAGACGACACUUUCUGUUGUCAAUAUGCAUCCUGCAAUUGCUUUUCCUCAUCGAGCGGCAGGUGUUCGACUUCCUCGGGUACAUGUGGGCCCCGAUCCUGGUGAACUUCUUGCAGAUCCUGUUUGUGAUAUUCGGUUUCUUCGGUGCCUAUCAGUAUCGAUCCAGAUACAUCUUAGCGUAUACACUGUGGAGCCUCCUGUGGCUGGGAUGGAACAUCUUUCUAAUAUGCUUUUAUCUAAACAUAGGAAUUUUAGAUAGGGAUAGUGAUUUACUGAAUUUAGGCACCGGUAGCGUGUCCUGGUUCGAGGAAAAUGGCUACGGGUGUCGACCCACCUACCCCACCAAUGUCACGUCCGAGGAUCCUUACCGGCCGGUUCGGCCGGAAAAGGUCGACGGAUGUCUGAUCGAGUACCACAUCGUGGAGGUGGCGCAUGCAGGCGUACACUGUGCACUAGCGGUUUUCGGCAUCUUUGGGGCCAUCUGCUUGGGCCAAACGUUUCUCGACGAGGAUGACAGCUUCGAUUUUAUGAGCGGCGAUGCGAAGAGCCCGCAGCACACGGCCGUGCACCCCAUGUACGUGAGCUAUAGUAGUUUACCGACCACCAACAGUGCCAACUCGACACAGCUUAAGCAAGCGGCCAGCAGCGCCAAGCUGCUGCUGCUGACCGCCGGCAGCACCGGUGGCAGUGGGGAAGACGGAGGUGUAGGUGAAGCAGACGAAGCACGACGCGAUCGCGGAGUCCCGGGUGGUGUUGGGCUAGUUCUCGCGGGUUCGCAACACCCACCACCAUCGUCGUCAUCCCUGCCGGGUCAGCCGAACCUGCCGAAACGCGCUAACACCGGCGGAACCGGCAGUGGCAGCUUCGGUGACGUGCUGAAAGCCAAACUAAACGGGCACGGGCCACCGCCCAGUAACAGCAAUCACCACUCAUCACCCUCGAAUACUAACACACUGCUGUCAUCCUCAUCCUCACCGUCAUCCACGUUCACGAACAUCCACAGCAGCCCGCAGAGUCUGCACAACGUCGCUCACGCGCCCCACCAGCAGCAACACGCUCAGCACUCUCAGCCACAGCAACACCAGUUCCAGCAUGCCAAUGGGCACCCUAACGGGGGUGGUGCCCAUCUGCUGCGAAAGCCCAGCAGCAGUAGCAACAGCAUCAACAGUGGUGGAUCACGGGUGAUCUUGCUGCAGCAUCAGGACAGCUCGGAAUCAUCGCCACCACCAACGGUGCCGGUGCGAGGACUCAGCAGAAAUGCGAGCUUCAGCAAAGCGACGAGUUCGGUGAGGGAUCACACCCCGUUAAACAACAACCCGCUGCGGAAAAACAGCAGCAGUAGCGUGAGUAUCCUGCGGUAUGGUGAUCACCCUGGUGGUCAAGGGCGUCGAACACCGGAUCCGGAGGACGAUACGUUCUUUAUUCCACGCAGUGCGUCCUCGUAUCAAGCGCGAGCGGGCAAUUUCGGUAUCAGCAACCCGUUUAACAAUGUCGCGAUGGGACGGGGCGGACAUCGAACAGGUGUGAGCGGAACUGAUGCCAUCCUUGGAGAGCCUGAAGAUGGCCGACGGUUGCUGUUGCUGAGUGGAUCAGCUCAGCAGCUUGGCAGCUCGACGCCACAGAAGCGCAAUUCGCUUGUGGGUGUGAUGGUGCCCACGAAUGGGGGUGGAACGGCGGGGACGCCUGGUUCGUGGCAUGGGAGAGGAUCACCUGUCCCGCAAGUACCUCCGCUACCUCAGCACUAUCAGCGCAAGGGUUCGGAACCGGGUGCAAGUGGCACUGGAAAUGCGUACCUAACGCGAUCACCUAACCUCAAUCGGAUCGCGCGACGUCACAAUGGCAAUGUGGGAGGAACCGGGGGAAGUAACGCCUUGAACAACAAUGGACAUGUCGGAGGUGGUAGUGGAGCAGCAGGAGGAGGAGGAGGAGGAGGAGGAUUUCCACAAGGACCGACCAAUCGAAGUGGGAGUAACGGACGACUUCCGAGCACCGCGAACCAAUGCGAUCAGAUCCGGGAGGUGGGAAAACCGCUCGGGUAUUGUGCGGCUGCUGUGGCAUCAUCACCACCGGAAAACAACAACUUCCAGCAAGGAUUCGCACGGGCCAACAACACUCCAUCGGGCAUUCCGGUGAUGGUGAUGCAUCGCGCGAAAUCCCAGGAUCGGUUGGCGUACCGAAGUCGCCGACCAAGUCGGGGGUUCGUGGCGGGUGGGAUGGUCAAUGGGGGCGGUGGGUCCCACCAUCACCACCAUCAUCAGCAGCAACGGCCGCGAUCGUUCUGCAGCAACAACGGUGCCUAUCCGGAUUACGUGAUCCUGGAGCAUCCUGGGAACUAAAAACCCGUGAACGUGCGAAAG